This is a messenger RNA of Cygnus atratus (black swan), 1815 nucleotides long. RefSeq names its product cellular communication network factor 5 (gene CCN5). Gene Ontology annotation, cellular component: extracellular region; extracellular matrix. NCBI's taxonomy places the organism in Eukaryota, Metazoa, Chordata, Aves, Anseriformes, Anatidae. The coding region runs from base 108 to 830 and encodes 240 amino acids. The transcript has 5 exons. Gene Ontology annotation, molecular function: integrin binding; heparin binding. The record is from RefSeq and is a predicted model, not a curated record. Gene Ontology annotation, biological process: signal transduction; cell adhesion.
GAGUAUAAACACCAGCGGGACCCACUCGGGGCUUUAAAGCCUGCGAACACGCUGCUGCCUCUGGCCACCCAGGGGGCAAUGCGCUGAAGUGCCACGGGGCGAGCAGCAUGAGGCUCCGGCUGGAGAAGCAGCUCCUCUUCCUCUCCCUGCUCUGCAUCCUCUCCAAGGUGUGCGCCCAGCUGUGCCGCCGGCCAUGCUACUGCCCCUGGGUGCCGCCCCGCUGCCCCCGCGGGUCCCCCCUGGUCCUGGACGGCUGCGGCUGCUGCAAGGUGUGCGCCCGGCGCCUGGGAGAGCCCUGCGACUUCCUCCACGUCUGCGACCGCAGCCAGGGCCUCGUCUGCGACUACAGCACAGGGACCGGAGCCACCUGCAACUUUGAAGACGUGGAGGAAGGCUGCGAGGUGAACGGCCGGGUCUAUCAGGACGGGGAGGUUUUCCAGCCCAGCUGCAAGCUGCAGUGCCGCUGCCUGGACGGGGGCUUCACCUGCGUCCCGCUCUGCCAGGAGGACGUGCGCCUGCCCACCCCGGACUGCCCCCACCCGCGGCGCGUGGACGUCCCGGGCAAGUGCUGCCCCGAGUGGGUCUGCGAGGCCGGAGACCGGCACCUGCUCCCGGAUGCCGGGGCAGCCCCCGCGGCAGCAUCCCCGGCGGUGCCGUACCCAUGCCGGCCGUGGGGCACGGAGUGGAGCGCCUGCUCGGCCACCUGCGGCGUGGGCAUCUCCACCCGCGUCUCCAACCAGAACCGCUCCUGCCGCCUGGAGAUGCAGAGGAGGCUCUGCAUGGCCAGACCCUGCCCGGCCCUGCCAGCGGCACCCCCUGCGAGGGGAUGAGGAGGGCAUCUGUGGCCGUGCCCACCCUGGUUGCAGCCCAGAGCCAACGCCUCAUCCCGGCAAAGAGUCUGGCACAAGCCCAUGGCACUGUGGUUUCGGCGGAGAUGGAGGACACGUCCCUGGGGAAACCGAGGAAGAACCGACGGACCUUGCCUACGAAGGAGGGUGGAAAUAGGGAACAGGAUCCCCACGUCACCCACGUGCACCCUGUUGCCCCGGGCUGGGUUACUGGGCAGCAUCCCCCAGUUUCUUAGGCUGCAUGAAAUGGGGAAACCCCGUCCCAAGCAUGAACCCACCUGAAAAGCGGGGACUUGGUCCUUUCCCGGAUCGGUGGGGCUCUGGAGAGGGCCGGGUGGUGCUGCUCCUCUGCUGGGCACCAUGCACACUGCUCUGCUCUGUGGAGGCUGGCAGAGGGAGACCCCCAGCGGGACCCCUAGUGCCAGGGCUCAGCAAUGCACUCACCCGUCCCAUCGCAUCCCAUUGCCAAGCAGCUGCCGCAUGCCUGGGUGUUGGCAGAGGCGUCCCCGUGGCAGCUCGCGUUCACCUUCCCCGCAGCCCUCCAGGAUAAACAGGACCCUUCCUGCCCUGCCUGGCCUCCUCCUCCCCAAAGCCCCGGUGGUUUGGCAGGGCUUCGGCGAGCGAGGAGCUCAGACAGAGGAGGCACCGCUCCACGGCACCAGACACACCACCUAGCACCCAGGCAUGUACCCUGAAAGCUAAGGGCCAAAGCAAAGGCAGGAGAAGGGAAAACAAAUUGUGACGAUGGACUGGAGAGCUGCUGAGCAGCUCUGCGUUUGUUUUCCCCCAGCAAUAAGCCUCAUGAGGGCCAUGCAGAAACGAAGCCCAAAUGCCCUAUAAUGGCCUCACAGAGGCGAGCAGAGGCACUGCACAUCCCACGGCUGGGCAGCGGUGGUCUAGGCUGCGUGUUCACGCGAGGGAUGCACGAUUUGGAUAUGUAUCCAUGGAAUUAAAGCAUUGAAACCUC